Messenger RNA from Botrytis deweyae, 1692 nucleotides. RefSeq lists its product as uncharacterized. The transcript is spliced from 2 exons. NCBI's taxonomy places the organism in Eukaryota, Fungi, Ascomycota, Leotiomycetes, Helotiales, Sclerotiniaceae. Bases 1 to 1692 code for a protein of 563 amino acids. The record is from RefSeq and is a predicted model, not a curated record.
AUGGCUGACCAAGAGAACAAACCUCCCAGUCAUUGGGCGGAGAAUUAUGGGGAGAACUCACUACCGAUGAUGCCAUACUCUCCAAAUCCACAGCUUCAGAAUGGAAUCACGGACGACAGCACGCAAAGAACUCAAGACGCGGUUGUUCCUCCAGCUCCCAGAGUUGACCAAAUGCUCACCCCUGUCCACAGCCCAUAUCGAAAUGGUGACUGUUUUGGUAACUAUUCUCACAACAGAGAUAUGCCGGCGUCUCUACAACAUGGAUAUGACCAUCCAUCUAUGCCUUUCCGCUUGCAAAAAUAUAACGGCACUCAUCCGAAUCAUGUGCGAGAACACCAAGGCACGAACACUACCCAACACAACGCAUUUGUGGGAGUGAGCAGCCCUCUGAAUCCGUUUGCUCCUAUGCCAAAGGUGAGCAGCCACAAUCCAGGCCGUAUACUUAAUCCAGCUGCGCAAGAGUAUACAAAUUACAGCAAUCCCGUGCCGCAGGUUCAUAGCGCGUCACAAGGGUAUAGGCCGUUUAAUAAUGGUUUCCGAACAUCUGUAUCAGGUACUGCUAGACAACAAGCAAUACCCCAAUACAACAGUCCUUUGCAUGUGACCACACCAGUUGCAUCGCAUUCGUAUGGAGGUACUAGAACGCCAAACUCUAGCCAGUAUCCGUCGACUGCCCAGGUCAGUGAUAGACCAGGUCAGGGCUUGACACAUUCCCAAGUUCUAGGGAAACCACAAUGGAGAGUCAAAGGCUCUCCGUUACCACGAUCAACACCAGCAGGCAAAUCUGACAGCAGUGGCAUUGCCACUCCUGAAAAUGACGAUAUUGCCAUCCAACGAAAGCCAGCCAUGGUACCUAAGACGUACCCUCUGCAUGCCGAGCAUCUAAUGCCUGGGUGCAUUGUAUGGCUGUCAAACUACCAAGAAGGACAUGAACCAAUUGUAUGUGUCCAGAACCAUGAGUGUAACGACAAGGUGAAAGAAAAGGAUGGCCAUAAUCACCCGGUAAUGAUCCUGAGGAUUAACCAGCGUCGUGGUUCCAACAUUGUUGGUGACGUCAUACUUGACGUUGCACUGAUGACAACUCUCGGUGGUCUAACUUUGGACCAGUACGUCAACAAGCUGCGUACACUUGGACCAGACCCUUCAAAACAAUGGUAUUUUCAAGAGACGAUGCCAUUGUCUUGGAUUCCAAUACGAACACCCCAGCAGAAGGGUGACAAGCUUGACGCAGUGCAGAAGCACGAGCAGAACCAAGAGUCGCAGCACCAUGCUGAGUUGAAUCAGCGCGGCAAAACCUUGUUGUAUCUCUCGCGGGGUAGCAUGCAGAGACGGUCGUACAUGCGUGUUCAUCACAUCUACGCCGUCCCCAUCAAGCAACUGCAAGCUUGCAGCCGGUACGCCAAGCUUGCCCACAUGGUCCGCUUGGACGAGGCUGGAUACCGGAAAGUGAUGGAGGUCUUGAAACUGGUACCCGAACCUUGGGAAUCCAGUGUCGAGAGAAGCGUUGCGGCUGCUCCGCAACGCCUUAGAAACCUUCGAGACGAGGAGAUGGCACAAUUCAAUGCCAUUCAAUUGGCUGAAAGCCAAGCUCGUCAAGAUGAAGCUGUCAUGCAGCAAGGCCCGAACGUCGCACGGGAAAGCCCAUUGGGUGAUUUCACUGACGUUGAGGCCGAGGGUCACGAGUUCUAUUGA